CAGCCAUUUUGUCAUUUGAGUUUUUGUGGCAAGUGAUUGCGUUGAUUGCGUUGGGUGGAUUGGGUGUGUGAGAACGUUGCCUCAAAAUCAUUGUGCUGUGGUUCUUCCGAGAAAAAAGAAAGAAAAAAGAAUGGCGCAUUAUUUAACUCAUGGGAGCCUAUUGCCAUCAGCUGGAAGCUCCACAUCAGGACUGGCAUUCGCUGGCACGAGCACGCAAGACCUUGCUCAGAAGGAGCAUCUCCAACAGCGACACUAUGCCCUGUUUCGCGAACUUCAGCUCAUGUCUGGCGAACUUCCACAGAGCUACCAACAGAGGCUGCCUUACGAGCUGCUCUCGAGUUUAGCCAACUCGCUGUUGGACGGCACCGUCUACGAGAUCGUGCGUGGUCUGAAAGACAUUCAACUGAUGGACGAAAAAUCACUCUUCGAGACCCGAAAGGCGGUUCUAAACACUCAGCGAGAAAAUGUACAGGAGCUGGCACGAAGGCAGAAAGAGCAGAAGGAGCUACUCAUCUCGGCGGGUCAGAGCCCCACGCUCAUCGCCCUGGCACAGCAGAAGGAGCGAGAGGCAUUGGAGAAAGGCCACCAAGAGGAGAUCAACAGAAUCGAUAUGAAGAUCAUCACCAAGCUCGACCAAUGCGUUAGCGACCAGCAAGUGACUUUGGAGAAGGCUGGGGUGCCCGGAUUUUUCGUCACCAACAGUCCCAUGGAGAUAUCCCUUCAGAUGUGCCUGCUCGAGUUCAUCACGAGGCUCGCUCAUGCGUGAUUUGGGUGUCAUAUCAUCGCCAGUAAUCAUCAUACCCCGAGGAUUCAGCGGGCCUCCGGGAAAGUUUCGGACCGGACAUAAUGUAUUUAUCGCCUUGUAAAUAGACGUCAAUAAACUGGUCGCCUUGUAAAUAGAUGUCAAUAAACUGGUCGCCUUGUAAAUAGACGUUGUCAAUAAACUGGUCGCCUUGUAAA
Ixodes scapularis (black-legged tick) is the source of this 960-nucleotide messenger RNA. It is a transcript of the gene gdl, whose product is annotated as protein DGCR6. The transcript is spliced from 4 exons. The record is from RefSeq and is a predicted model, not a curated record. Lineage: Eukaryota; Metazoa; Arthropoda; Arachnida; Ixodida; Ixodidae. Bases 131 to 766 code for a protein of 211 amino acids.